ACAUAUCUAUAUAUAUAGGUACAUUGUUUUAAAUUAGAAAAGGUUUCGUAAAAUAAAAUAAAGUUUGACCAUAUUAUUACAAGAUAAUUUUGUAAAUCGUUGCCCUAAAAUUAUCGAUUCGAUAAAUAUGACUAAGUGCGUUUGUCUAAUAACGAUGAAAAACAAUAAUUAUUUAUUUCAAAUGUAGAACUAAUUUCGAUUAUGAUACUUCAUGGGCGCACAAACGUCAAAACGGCUUCAUAGCUUCCCACUAUAAUAAAAAAAACAUAAGAUGGGAUGAUUUUUGGUGUUUUUUAAAAAGGACAGGGUUUCUUUAUAAAGUUAGAAGAAGAUUAUAUUUUUAAGAAAUGAAAGAAAUUAGGGUUCCUUGUUAGAGUUGCGUGUGUGUUAGAAAAUAAAUAACGUCAUCUUGCUAGUAUAUAAAGCACAGCAACAAGUUGCAUAAAUUACAGUUUCAUUAUAAAAAAAUUGGCUUGCAUUACGUUUUAGCACAGAGUAAUUUUACACAAGUCCCUACCGAGUUGUUAGUGAAACGGUAAUGAUUUUAUUUAUAAAAGCUAAAAACAGCGCCAUCUAUCCGACGACUAUCUGACUAGAAGCAUAGGUGAUAGCAUGCUUGAUAAGCUCGAGACUUGAGACGCAAUGAAAGUUAACCUUUCUAAUUUAUGGGUUAAAAUAAAUAUUUCAUUACCUUAUCUUGAUAUGUAUGUUUUAAAGUAAUGGUGUAAAUACUACUGUAUUGUGUAUACAUGAAUAAUAAUUACUGUCAAUAGUUAGGUACAAUAAAUAAAAUGGAUUGAUGAUAGAGCGCCGCUAAUGCCUGAUAGGAGACGAAUGUUGUUAGCAAAAGCUUUAACGUUGUCUAGACUAGUUCUACUCCAGACACGCCCAAUCACAGUUGUGUUAUUACUUAUUCUAUUACUUCAUGAACAUGGAUAUUCUUGUGGAAUUAUCUAUUGAUAAGUGGCCCGAAUUGCAGAAAAGAGUUAAAGAAAAAUGGCCACUUAACGUAGCCGGGUUUUACACUUUGGAUUUAAACAUGAACUAUCCCAAUGUAAGGGACGCUUUCAAUUAUAAAGUGUAUUGCCCUUACGGAGAUAUCGACAAAGGAUUUAUAGCUAUAAGCGAUAAGGACGCUAAUGUAGACUUCGUUCUAUUCGCUACAACCGAAGAUACUAUUGGCUUGGAGGAUGCGCUAGUAAACACAAAACUAAUCAACUGGAACGAUAAAAUAUGCGUAGAUCUUGUGACAUCCAGUCUGGAGGCGAUCAGAAAGAAAUUUUUUGCUGCAUACAACUCGCUCAACCGAUUACGUAACUUUUUACCGACCACCACCAAAAUCACUCUGGCGCAGACUCUUUUACUGACCAUCAUUGACUACGCUGAUGCCUGUUAUACAGAUCUCACUGAAGAACUUUUAAAUAAGCUAGAGCGUCUGCAGAACUUAUGCAUCCGAUUCAUUUUCAACCUUCGUAAAUAUAACCACAUCUCAUACUUCCGUUCUAAACUUAACUGGCUCCCUAUUCGCCGGCGCAGGGACUUACACACUCUUACGCUUCUUUACUCCGUACUUUUCUUACCCACUUCUCCUCAUUACCUAAAAGAACGCUUCUCGUUUCUGUCUUCUACAUCACAGCGCACUUUGCGAUCUUCUUCUAACCUAUCCCUUGAAAUUCGAAGUCAUUCUACUGAUUUCUUUUCCUAUCCAUUCUUUGUGCAUUCUGUACGUCUAUGGAACUCUUUGCCAGAAACUAUUCGUAGGGCUCGCACUCUGAACUCGUUCAGGGAUCAAGUUCGGAGUUAUUUCUUAUCCCAACAAUUUCCAUCUAACGUCUACGCGGCGCCGGUAAUAAGCAAUCGUGUUCAGAUUCAAAGGAUUGACUCCACAUGGCCAUACAAACAUUCUGCCAGCGAUCUUUACUUCACAACUUUAGCUCUUAGCGACUUAGGUUACGGUCUUUAUUUGCAUGGCACGGAGAACUUAAUAGCGUGGGUUUUUAUAAACGAGCACAGUUUUUUAUGUCACUUGUAUUGUGAAGAAGAAUAUAGGGGGCGGGGCUAUGCUGAAUGGUUGAUGAAGUACGUUAUAAAUGAUCAACUUGGGAAAGGUAAAGACCUAUACACGUACGUUGAAAAUUAUAAUGCGAAAUCUUCGAGGCUUUUCGAUAAAUUAGGGUUUGACAAUAUAGACCAAGGAGCUUAUAUGUUGUUACAGAAAUAAUGAACUUUGUAAUUCGGUUUCAUUUAUGUCUGACUAAGCUUUAAGAUUGUAAUUGUAACUUAAGUGUCAAAUUAAUUUGUUUUACAUAAGGUAUUAAGUAUAAAUAAGCAUUAAAUCAUUAUAAAACAAUGUGAAAUCUUUAAAUAUUUUUUUUGAUUUCAUUAAUCCAAAGCACAAUAGCCUAUUAUAAUCGGUGUGAUUAUAUUCAAAGGAAUCGUGCGAAUAUAACGUAGAAACCUUCGUGGUAACAAAAACUGCCAGGACACAUUGUGAAAUCACAGACAGACAUGAACAUAAACGUGUGUGCGAAUGUUAAAUUAAUGAAUGGUCCCCUCGUAGCCGCGUACAAACUGGAAGAUUUUCUAAUUCAGCUGUACAUAAACCAACCGCCUCCCUACACACGAACUCGCUUAAUUAAUGAAGAGAGUAUUUUCAAAAACAUUAUAGCAUAAGCUAAAGAAACGAUACAAUUUCCGGUUUCGUUUAAUCAUGAACCGCUAGAAUAUUUUUGGAUUCUCGUAAUGAUAAUUAAAUAAAUAAGCACUUUAAUGCUAGUCAACAACAGUGGAAUUUAGUAAUAAGCAGAAUAUACUCACAAAUAAAUAAUAUUAAUACUCCGAUUUCAUAGAUUGUGAUGGGAGUUUGACAGGGGUCAGUCUUUGGUCCUUUCUUAUUUUUAAUUUUAGUCAAUGAUUAAUAAAAGCAAGGGGUAACCACAAGAUUAUUGUGAUUGAUAGAUGUUAAAAAUUUAAUUUAAAAUUAAGCGAAAUUAACUAAUUUAUCAAUGCCGUGAUAAACCUCUAAUGCUUGUUUAUCUCUAGAGCACUGGUCUAAUGUGUAUUGAAUGAAUGUCGUAUGCUUAGAAGAAGAUGGAGGAAUAAACGCUAUAUUUUAUAAAUUUAUAAAUUUAAACUGAUUUCCUUAAAAACAGUAAAGUUGCAGCUCUGCUCUUUGGUAUUUUUGUGUUCUCUUUUACAAGAUUAUUGCCAAGCAAACCUCUUAAAAAGCAUGGGUAUAAUAUGACAAAGAGGAAUUUAACACACAUGCUGAGUUUAAACUGUUGCAAUAAUUUCUCUAUGUUAAAUAAAGUGUUACUAUUUGUGAAUUAUAUUAAUGUAAUAAUAAACAAUUAUUAUAAUUCUAUAAUAGUAGUAUUAAAAUAUUUUCAUAAUGUUAUGGAGACUCCAUCCCGUUACUGGUUCAUGAACAAAAUAUUCUGAAUGUUUAUUUGAAUAAAAAUGUUUUGACUUUGAAUAUCAUUAAUGUAUUAUUGUCUCUGUUAAGGUAUAAUAAUAAGUAAGUAUAGGUACCGUGAUUUAUCUUACAAUUACGGUAUUUAUAUUUUUUGACUGUUUUGAUGUAAGUCUUAGUUAAUUGGCUCUGUAAUUGUAUUCGAACAUAGUAAGUUAUAUUAAGAAAUAAACUUAGAAUUGAAUAACACUCAUUGUGUAAUUGAAAAGCUAACAUGAUAUGUGUAUAUGUCUAAUGCUAUUAAUCUUAACGAGCUAUAGGUAAAUGUGAUGUGAAUUCAUUGUAUAUAUGGCAUGAAUUCAGU
Chilo suppressalis (striped riceborer) is the source of this 3776-nucleotide messenger RNA. The record is from the annotation of a GenBank genome assembly. Lineage: Eukaryota; Metazoa; Arthropoda; Insecta; Lepidoptera; Crambidae.